UCGUUUCUUUCUUCACUUUCAGAUACCUCGCAAGAAGCAGCAGAAACAGAGUUUGUUUCACCCAAAGCACAUCCACCUCAGCUCUACACCUACAAUUGCUCUAUCUCUUGAAAGUCCCUGCUAUUUGACACACAUACAACCAUGGAAGAACUUGGUAUCACAACAAAUUCGAUAAAUCCACCAAUAAUAAAUGACAAGUCCAAUUUGCCAGUAAACACAUCCUCACAACAGCAACAGUACCAGCAACAGUACCAACAGGAUGUUUACUUGACUUUGAAAAAAUUGCAAAAGCAGUUGGAAUUAUUGUCAUUGCAAGAAGUCUAUAUUAAAGAUGAAUCCAAAUUUCUUAAAAGAGAAUUGAUUAGAGCUCAAGAAGAGGUAAAAAGAAUUCAAUCGGUUCCUUUAGUUAUUGGUCAGUUUUUGGAACCAAUUGAUUUUCAAACUGGUAUUGUGUCUUCGACCACUGGAUCAAAUUACGUUGUCAAAAUAUUAUCGACUUUAAAUAGAGAAUUAUUAAAACCUUCAUCAUCUGUUGCUUUACACCGUCACUCAAACGCCUUGGUUGAUAUCCUACCACCUGAAGCUGACUCUUCAAUUGCUUUAUUAGGGAAAGAUGAAAAGCCCGAUGUCACUUAUAAUGAUGUUGGUGGUUUGGAUAUGCAAAAACAAGAGAUUAGAGAAGCCGUUGAAUUACCAUUAACUCAAGCUGAACUUUAUAAGCAAAUUGGUAUUGAUCCUCCAAGAGGUGUCUUAUUAUAUGGUCCUCCAGGUACAGGAAAGACAAUGCUAGUUAAGGCUGUUGCUAAUAGCUCAACUGCUUCUUUCAUAAGAGUUGUUGGCUCUGAAUUUGUUCAAAAAUAUCUUGGUGAAGGUCCAAGAAUGGUAAGAGAUGUCUUUAGACUAGCUAAAGAAAACUCACCUUCUAUUAUCUUUAUUGAUGAAAUUGAUGCAAUUGCAACAAAAAGAUUUGAUGCUCAAACUGGUGCCGAUAGAGAAGUUCAAAGAAUCUUGCUAGAAUUAUUAAAUCAAAUGGAUGGGUUUGACCAAACUUCCAAUGUAAAAGUCAUAAUGGCCACAAAUAGAGCUGAUACUUUAGAUCCUGCUUUAUUGAGACCUGGUAGAUUGGAUAGAAAAAUCGAAUUUCCAAGUUUGAAAGAUAGAAGAGAAAGAAGACUAAUCUUCCAAACAAUUGCGUCUAAAAUGAGUCUUGCUCCAGAAUGCGACUUGGAUAGUUUAAUCGUUAGAAAUGAUCCCCUUAGUGGUGCUGUUAUUGCUGCCAUCAUGCAAGAAGCCGGCUUGAGAGCUGUCAGAAAAAACAGAUACGUUAUAUUGCAAAAUGAUCUUGAAGAAGCCUACACAAGUCAAGUAAAGACUGGUAGUGAUGUUGAUAAAUUCGACUUCUAUAAAUGAUUCCACAAACUAUAUUCUUUUAUUUCUUAUAUCGUAACUUCUAGUUUUUUUCUCAUCUAUAGUUUUUCAUUUCAUAGAUCAAAGAUUAAUCAUAAUGUACUCUUCUGUCUCAUUUCCUCCUUUGUCUUUUCUACUCUUUUACUCUCACUAUUUACCAUUUUCUGUUAAGCGCUGAGAUGAGCGUUUAAGGUUUGAUCUUCAUCUUUUUUCUUCACCACUCUUCUUUUUAUUUCUUUAUUUCUUUCUCGC
Molecule: messenger RNA, 1659 nt
Organism: Ascoidea rubescens DSM 1968
Lineage: Eukaryota; Fungi; Ascomycota; Saccharomycetes; Ascoideales; Ascoideaceae
Gene: RPT3
Product: proteasome regulatory particle base subunit RPT3
Exons: 1
Biological process (GO): proteasome-mediated ubiquitin-dependent protein catabolic process
Cellular component (GO): proteasome regulatory particle, base subcomplex
Molecular function (GO): proteasome-activating activity; ATP hydrolysis activity; ATP binding
Source: RefSeq, a predicted model, not a curated record